AUGUCUCAGCUACACCGCGAGAUGCGGUCGUCUCACCGCAACGUGUCGCGUUCGGAGGGCAGGGCGUCUUCCAAGUCUGGACUACACAGUCCUAGUCUGAAGAGCCCCAAUAUGGACGCCGAAUACAACGAGUUUGACGAGAGCCUGAUGGAUAUGAGUUUCAUGAAACUGGACGACCUGCUGCGGCAGAAAAUACAGAGCACGGAGUCUCUGUCGUCCACUGUGGCGGUUGCCGGGUCGCCGGUGAGUCGGCAGGAGAGCAGGGCGAAUUCUCUGAUCGGGUCCAUCAUCGACAGCGAGGAGGACACAGGCGCGGGCGAGGCCGGCGACGACGGGGGCGUGGUGAAAAUAUACACGGUCUCCGACGUGAUAACGGCGCUGGGACAGUCCCGAAGCAAAAUCAGCUCGUCGUCGAGAGAAUUUCUGCUUGGCGAACUGUAUCGUAUGAUUGUGAAAAAACCUCUGGGCUCCAACGGGAAGGUGGUCAACGAGACGGAUCUGGAGUCGUUGAUCUCGUUUGUCAAGACGGCGCGUUCCGGACUCGAGUUUGUGUUGGCCCUGCGCUCCGCCGUUGCCUAUAUAGCCAGCGACUCGGACGAGGUGGCUACAGUAGCUGUGGAGAGUCUGUUUCCUGUUCUGCUCGAUAAAAUCUACAGCUCUGAGGAGAGCUACGAGGGCGUUCGUUCGAGCUGCUUGAUUGCAUAUGCGAGCCUGCUUUUGGUGAUUUACAACGAGUCGCAUUGCUACGGUCUGGAAAAUAGCGUCGAAACUCUAAUGGAGCUGGCCGAAGGGUUCAGCGCCGGCAGUCUGACGGAAAACGACGAGGUCAUUGUUGUGAAUGCUCUCAAUGCGGUUGGUGUUGUGGUGAGUCUGCUUUACAAAGCCGGACGCGACGUGAACACCGUCAUACAAGACAACGUUCCUCUCUUGAUGAAUUUCCUCGCCGAGGAGUUCACCAAGAAGGUCCAGAAAACGGCCGCCGUUGUGAUCGCGUUGAUGUACGAGGUGUUCGACUAUGACGACGAGGAGGAACCGUACCACGACCUAGACGAUCUGAAGAGUAUUCUGACACAGCUGGUGAGGUAUUCGUCGAAAAAAGUGAGCAAAAAAGACAAAAAAGAGUCUCGGUCGAUAUUCAGAGAGGUUUUGCGGAGCAUCGAGAAAGAGGAGCACGAGGGAGAAGAGGAGACGGAGGUGCUGUCGAGGUUCCGGCUCAGCGGGUCGAAAACCCUUCCGAUCACCAGCUGGUUCGAGUACAUCCGUCUGUUGCACCUCAGAUACAUUUUUGGCUCCGAGCUGAAUCUGCACUAUAUUUCCUCCAGAGAAGUGCGCAACCUGCUGGCUCCGCCGGACGACGAGACUGCCAAGUACAGGGCAACCGACGACGAGUACCAGGAACACGACAAAGCAUGGAAAUCAGAGUCGGGACGUCUGAGCAGUAUUAAAAAGGACCAAAAAAUCAGGGAAGCGAGAGAAAGAAAAGUGCGAGAACAACUAGGCGAUCUUGCGCUGGAGUAA
Ogataea angusta is the source of this 1518-nucleotide messenger RNA. RefSeq lists its product as uncharacterized. The transcript has a single exon. Lineage: Eukaryota; Fungi; Ascomycota; Pichiomycetes; Pichiales; Pichiaceae. Bases 1 to 1518 code for a protein of 505 amino acids. The record is from RefSeq and is a predicted model, not a curated record.